Trichoderma virens Gv29-8 is the source of this 1425-nucleotide messenger RNA. RefSeq lists its product as uncharacterized. Gene Ontology annotation, biological process: transmembrane transport. Gene Ontology annotation, molecular function: transmembrane transporter activity. Lineage: Eukaryota; Fungi; Ascomycota; Sordariomycetes; Hypocreales; Hypocreaceae. Bases 1 to 1425 code for a protein of 474 amino acids. The record is from RefSeq and is a predicted model, not a curated record. The transcript is spliced from 5 exons.
AUGACCGAAAAAUCCAAAGAUAGCUCACAGCAGCGAUUAUCUAUAUUUAGCCUUGUCCUAGGCAAAUCUCGAGUUACGAAUGAGUUGCUCGAGUUUCCUUACGCUGGGUCUGGUACACAAGACGACCCUUAUGUGGUCAAUUUCAUCCCAGAUGACGCUGGUAAUCCUUAUAACUGGUCCACCGCCUUGCGGUGUGUAAUCACCAUCAUUGCCGGUGGAGGGACGCUGGCGACGUCUUUUGCCUCAACGGCUUUUACUGGUACGUUGUUUGAGCUGGAGUCUGACCUCGGCGCAAGCACGGAGCUCAUCACAGCCGCGGUAUCGCUCUUUGUCCUCGGUUUCGCUGUUGGACCGCUACUCUGGGCUCCUUUGUCGGAAAUGUACGGCCGUCGAAUUAUAUUUGUUAUAACCUUUGGUGCAUUCACCGCUUUCAAUGCUGGCUGUGCCGGCGCCAAUACUACCGCCACGAUCCUUGCUCUUCGUUUUUUUGCAGGCGCCUUUGGCUCGUCUACGCUCACUAAUACUGCUGGCACCGCUUUGAGCUUAUUUGUUUUGAUGCCAGUGGUCGGACCAACACUGGGGCCGUUGUGCGGUGGUUUCCUAGGAGAGAAGCAAGGCUGGAGAUGGGUUGCAGGAAUGAUUGCCAUCGUUGGAGGCGUCGUGUGGAUCCUUGGAACUUUAUUCAUACCAGAGACGUACGCGACUGUUAUCCUUCGAAGAAGAGCUGCAGAACUAUCCCAGAUUACGAACAAGACGUACGUAAUUCAGCUUGAUAUCAACGGGCGAGGGGCUUCCGUGGGGAGCCUACUUAAAACCAGCUUGACUCGACCUUGGGUUUUUCUCUUCAAGGAGCCUAUAGUAUCACUGCUAUCUUUAUACAUGGCAAUUAUCUACGGAACCCUCUACCUCUUCUUCGGAGCUUUCCCUGUAAUCUAUCAACUAGAUCGCCACUGGUCAGAGGGCAUCGGUGGUCUUCCAUUUCUCGGUGGUUCAGUCGGUCUGUUAUGUGCAGCUGCAUUUAGCUUCUGGACAAACAAAAAAUACAAAGAAAUCGCCAAAAUGAAGGGAGGAAUCGUUCCCCCCGAAACUCGCCUUAUACCCGCCAGCCCGUCUAUCCAUUGGGUCUCUUCAGUACUCGCAAACGUUCCGUUUGGCUUCGGGCUCUUGGUCGUCUUCUCGUCUAUCACGAAUUAUUUAAUUGAUUCAUACCUCAUCUUCGCUGCAUCCGCGAUAGCCGCGAAUACAGUCUUGCGAUCACUAUUCGGCGCGGCCUUUCCUCUUUUUACUCCCUAUAUGUACCAGAGUCUCGGUAUCCACUGGGCAAGUUCUGUUCCGGCCUUUUUAUCACUAGCUUGCGUCCCUCUUCCGUUUAUUUUUUACAAAUAUGGAGCAAAGAUACGUAAACGAUGCACAUAUGCUUCUUAA